AUGCACCACGACGCCAAACACUCCCUCGAAAAUGCCCCAAUCUACCCUGAAGGCGGCCUGCGUGCAAACCUCGUCGUCCUCGGCAGCUUCAGCUCAAUAAUGGGCGGCCUGGGUCUAAUGAACAGCAUAGGAAUCUACCAAGCCUGGAUAUCCACCCACCAACUCUCGCACAUCUCCUCCGGCCAGAUCGGUUGGAUAUUCGGACUCUACAACUUCCUUGUCUUUUUCUGUGGGAUCCAAAUCGGACCCAUCUUCGAUGCAAAGGGUCCAAAGGCUCUGAUGUGGCUAGGCUCGUUUCUUGUCGUUCUCACAUUCGUCCUGAUGGGGUUCUGCACGCUUUAUUGGCAUUUCCUUGUUGUUAUAGGUAUUCUCGGGGGAAUGGGAACGAGUUUCAUUUUCAUCGUGCCUGUUGCUAGUAUUGGACAUUUUUUCUGUCGUCGACGAGGUGCUGCUACGGGUCUUGCUCUAAGUGGGGGGAGUAUUGGGGGUGUGAUAUUCCCUCUGGUGUUGGAGAAUCUCGCGCCAAGGAUCGGAUUUGCCUGGUCAACGAGAGUUAUUGGAUUGAUCACAUUGAUUCUUUUGAUCCCGGGGUGUUUGCUUGUUCGUACAACUUUCACACCGAAGGAUUCGAGUCCGCCGUCGGCGAAGGUCUUCUUGCCUGAUUUGACGAUAUUGAGGGAUCCGAUGCUGGCAUUGACGACGCUUGGGGUUUUCUUUAUUGAGUGGGGAUUCUUUAUUCCUCUUGAGUAUAUCGCGUCCUAUUCGCUUGCUACUGGGGUUCCGAGACAAUUGUCUUAUUUGAUGGUUGUUUUCCUGAAUGCCGGCUCGUUUCCGGGAAGGUGGUUGCCGGGCAUUUUGGCGGAUAAAAUUGGGCGCUUCAAUACUUUGAUUCUGACGAAUAUUCUGUGUUUGGUUUCUGUCCUUGCUAUCUGGAUGCCUGCCGAAGGUAAUAUUAUUGCGGUUAUUGUCUUCUCUGUCGUCUUCGGUUUCGCAAGUGGGAGCAACAUUAGCCUUGUUCCCGUGUGUGUUGGUGAGCUAUGUCCGGUGCAGAAUUUUGGUCGGUACUAUACAACGGUGUAUACCAUUGUUAGCUUCGGGGCUUUGACGGGAGUUCCCAUCGCUGGUGAGAUUCUCACACGCUGUGGUGGCGAGUAUUGGGGUCUCAUUUCCUUUGCUGGAUGUGCAUAUGCGGCGGGUUUGGGAUGUUUCGCUAUUGUCAUGUGGUUGCAGAAGCGCAACGCAAGCAAGGAAAUGAGUCGAUGUUUUGCAGGCAGGGAGUUAUAUACGGGUUGA
Molecule: messenger RNA, 1293 nt
Organism: Penicillium maclennaniae
Lineage: Eukaryota; Fungi; Ascomycota; Eurotiomycetes; Eurotiales; Aspergillaceae
Exons: 2
Coding region: 1-1293 (430 amino acids)
Biological process (GO): transmembrane transport
Cellular component (GO): fungal-type vacuole membrane
Molecular function (GO): transmembrane transporter activity
Source: RefSeq, a predicted model, not a curated record